Messenger RNA from Schistocerca nitens (vagrant locust), 3536 nucleotides. RefSeq names its product tubulin glycylase 3A-like. Gene Ontology annotation, molecular function: protein-glycine ligase activity, initiating. Gene Ontology annotation, cellular component: cilium. Gene Ontology annotation, biological process: protein polyglycylation; cilium assembly; cilium movement. The coding region runs from base 188 to 3418 and encodes 1076 amino acids. The transcript has 10 exons. NCBI's taxonomy places the organism in Eukaryota, Metazoa, Arthropoda, Insecta, Orthoptera, Acrididae. The record is from RefSeq and is a predicted model, not a curated record.
UUCGGCGAGGAGCAGUGCGGUAUGACAGAAGAUGACAAUAUUAUCUACGGUAUUCACACAUAUUUACACAGACAGUGCGUCGUCGCGUGUAGCCUUAUAGUGGCCAAGUACUUCAAGCAAUCACUAUGAAAAACAAAACAAAGACGCAAUUUUUUAAAUAGUAAUGAUGGUGGCAGGCUGAAGUACAAUGGACCCUUUCGGCAUCACAAACGACAAAAUUUCCGUGGAAUCAGAAUCUUGCACUGACACAGAGAACCAUGUAGUGACAGAUAAUUGGACGGCGACAUCCAAUGCUUUCCUAACAAGCGAGGAUAUUGAGCUAUUCAACAAUGAAUCUGACAACGAGCCCGAGCCUGAAACUGCGCCCAAGUCUGACACUGACAGCAACACACACAGUACGAGUCAACCAAGUGACGGCGCCAAGGGGCGAAUUGGAAGUGGUAACAGAAAGAGAUCCCAAGGCAAGAAUAGGUAUUCGAGAGCGUACAGAAUCGUUGUAUCCUACGAAAAACUACGCGAAUUAAAGCAGAAAGUCGAUCAAGCCAUAAAGGAUCACAAAGUGUUCACAGUUAUGGGCUCAUUUCCAUCAGUACGUGAAGCACUGAAGCAGAGAGGGUGGGUUGAAAAACUUACGCCAAACCAUUACUGUUACCGCAAGUCUGGUUCACUGUCUGCCCAGGACGAUGCUGACAUCAAUGAAGCAAUCCAAGACUCUCUGAUGAACCACACUGCCAUUCGUGCAUGUGAAAAUGAGGCUAUGCUAAUGACUCGUUUACUCCGAAACACAAGUGUAGAUUUCAUAUGGUCAAUGAGGUAUGACCCUCUGGAGUAUCAAGAUGUAAAUAAAAAACAAUUUAUUAACAGACUUCCAAGACCAUCAUUCACUUCAAAGGUUGGACUGUGCAGUUUUCUACAACAAAUGCAAUGGUUUUGCGAAGACGGUGUCUCAGAAACAUUGUUUCCUCGAUGUUACAAUAUAUGCCAGGCAGAAGAGAAAACAGCAUUUAAAAAUGAUUUCCGUCUCACAGCAUGUGUCAACUUGCUGAAAUGGUUGGUAACAAAAUAUGAAUCAGAGCCUCAAUCUGUUCAGUCUCCAGAUGGGAAGAUACCACAUUCUGCUGUGCACUUUGCUAUCAAACGCUGCUGGGAAUAUAUUAGUGCAAGAUCACAUGAAGAUAUUGAUAAAGAUGAACCAAUAACUAUUUGGGACCACCAGUGGGAUCAAUAUCUGACUUGGUAUUAUUUGCUUAUGGAUGAAACAACUUUGUUGUGUAAUGACAAGGAAACUCCACUCAAGACACUAUAUGCAACUGCUAAGACAAUGCUUAUAAAAAUUCGAAAAUUUUGGCCACAGAUUGAUCUUGAUGGAAUGAAUAAUAUAUGGAUACUAAAACCAGGAAAUAAAUGUCGAGGCAGAGGAAUUCAGCUGGUUAAUAGGUUAGAGUCUGUACUGCACAAAAUAAAUCCAGCUGUCAUGAAAGAAAGCAGAUAUGUGGUUCAAAAGUACAUAGAACGUCCUUUAUUGAUAUAUAAAACAAAAUUUGACAUACGACAGUGGUUUUUAGUAACAUCAACUCACCCACUUGUGGUAUGGAUGUAUAAAGAAAGCUAUCUUCGAUUUUGUUCCCAGCCAUUUAGCCUCAAGAACUUCCAUGAGUCUGUUCACUUAUGUAACAAUGCAGUACAAGCUAGAUACAAAAAUGGAAAAAGAGAUCCUGCAUUACCUGAUGAAAAUAUGUGGGACUGUUACACAUUUCAAGCAUAUCUGAGGACAAUAGGUCAUGCAGACAGAUGGGAAAAAUGUAUCUAUCCUGGCAUGAGGGCCAGUAUCAUUGGCACACUACUUGCUUCUCAAGAUCACAUGGAUAAAAGAAGAAAUUCAUUUGAGCUAUUUGGAGCUGAUUUCAUGGUAACAGAAGAUUUCUGCCCAUGGUUAAUAGAGAUAAAUUCGUGCCCAUGCAUGGCAUCUACAACAAGUGUUACUGCUAGAAUGUGUUCACAAUGUUUGGAAGAUGUAAUUAAAGUUGUUGUAGACAGAAGACAGGAUAAGAGAGCUGACACAGGAAUGUUUGAAUGUAUUUACAAGCAACGCGUGUCACCUGCUCCUCCAUAUUUGGGAAUGACUCUUGCUGUACGAGGAAAUAAAUGCAAUCUCAAAGGUAUCAAGCCAAGCCUAAGCUUUCGGACACGAAAAAUUGAAACAGGUACAACUAUAAACAGUGAUAAAAGAUCAGAAACAAAGAAAAUGUGUGUGGAAAAUCACUCUAGUUUCACGACUGAAAGGGCAAAGAUUAAUGAAACAAAACCAAAGAUUCCAACAGAUAUUCUUGGUCCAGUUGUCAUAGAUUUUAUUGAAGAUUUGGCCAAGCAGCUUAGUAAAGAAACAAACUCUAUGGAUGCAGAAGAUGUGACUGACACACAAAAACUGACAAAUGAUGUGAACUGUGCACGAGAGGCAGAAACAGAAGAGGUUACAAACUGGAAAGAUGAGUUGUUCCCGAACAACAUGCUUAGAAGAAGUAAUAAAUUUAAUACCAAGAAGAUAAAUUCUCAGAGGAAAACCAAAAUAAAUGAUGGUGGAAAAGAAAAGUUGCAAGAACAUGUCGCAGGUGAUGCAAAACGCAUUAACUUAAAUGCGACCGCAUUUAAUUGUGAUACUACUAGCACAGACUCUGGAAUUUCUGAAGAUCAUUCAUCAAAAAAUAAGAAACUGAAGUAUAAUGGAAGUGGUAGUAUAAAGUCAAUGGAACUUUUUGGUGGAUGGCGCAAGAAAUUAGAUGAGACAAAAAGCAACUGUCAGAGUAUUUUGGAUAGCUUAAAAACAAGUGGAGAUUCUGGAAGUUUCUCAAAUAUAACUUCUUUUGAUAAAAAUAUUAGAUGGGCAGCAGAACUAUCCAUUCAGACAACUGUAAGAGAGUUUGUGAAGCAGUUGACCCAGUCUAUCUCAGACAAGAAUCCCACCCAGAAAAAUAAAUUAUUAGCUGAUCCAUUCUCACCUCUUAGUAGAGGGUUAGGUAAACUUAAACUGAGUGAUGACAGCCGAGUAAGACAGUGCUAUUUAAAUAUACUGCUGAACAAUGGCCAACUUUCAAAGUUUAAAAGAUCACACGAAAUUUUUAAUCCACAGUAUCUGGAUCAUAAAUUCCCCAUGUUACGUGAAUUAUCUAAUGAUACACCAGAAAAAAAUGCUAUGCAUAACUUUAAAGGAGUUCUACCUAAUAUUAAACACAGAAAGAAAUUUUCAACUAAUGAUGAUGGUAAUGAGGCGCAGAAACGACAAAACCUAUGUGCACUCGGAAUGAGUUUGAAGACUAUCAGAAGUGGGCUGGGCCAUCAGGAGCAUUUGUUAAUGCCUCUUGGUCUAAAGAAGUACACAAGUGAGAAUGAAUCCUUUCACAAAGCUUUGUUAGCAAAGUGAUGGAAAUGUUCACCAGCAUAAUGAACAGUCGAAUUUAAAAGUGUCCCCUGCAGUUAAUGAAUAAGUAUUAAAUGUGGUAUAUAACCUCGCAGUUUGUAAACAUCAUAUGAGAUUUGGG